UGCUCUCUCAUUUUGAUCCAUGGCGACAACAGAGAGCCCACCGGCCGCGGCGCCGGCGGACCGAAGCAGCAAGAAGUCGAAGCUCGGAUUCUACGCGGAUCCCCGCUCUCCCAUCGCUUCGACACCGCUGAAACGUCAACGCACAUCCAAAGCGACGUCCGAUGGAAAGCCUGCAGCAACCGAGGACGCCUCAGCGUCAACUGAACUUACUGCACCAUGUCCGAUUGAAGAAGAGAUAACGACAAGGCGGCUCGAUAUGAACGUCGAGGACGAGGAGACGGAUGAAAGUAAAGUCACUAUUCACCCUACAACCACUGCCGGCAAACACAGCACCGCUGACGACGAAGUGGAUCUGUUUUCCCCUGCACUCAAAGUCGACGGCCGAAUCACGCAGACACUUCACCCCCAUCUCCCGAGUAUUCCUUCCACGUCAUCAACUACUGCCACAGUGGUUGUGCCAGUCCCGGAUAGCGCCGUCCCGAGCGAACCCGACGCAGAGGCCCCCGCGACACCGACAUCGUUGAAAGACGACGAAUCCGUUGUCGAAGUCGAUUUCAACCCAUUCUACUUCAUGAAGACGUUGCCACGGUAUAGCGACCUACACGACGUCGUUCGUCCCAUUGCGCUGCCUCCGAAAGACUCGACAGCGCCAAAGCUGUGCUUGGUGCUCGACUUAGAUGAGACUCUCGUGCACUGCACCAUUGACGACAUUCCUCAAGCCGACAUGAAAUUCCCUAUCGAGUACGAUAGCCACGAGUACAUAGUGUCUGUGAAGCGGCGACCAUUCAUGAUGGAGUUCCUAUCUCAAGUGUCAGAAUGGUUUGAAGUUGUAGUGUUCACAGCGUCGCAGCGCGUCUACGCGGAAACAUUGCUCGACUUGUUGGACCCGUACCACCAGUUGAUUCAACAUCGGCUAUACCGAGAGAAUUGCUUGCCCGUGGACGGCAACUACCUCAAGGAUUUGAAUGUUCUCGGGCGAGACCUCGCCCACGUCCUCUUGAUCGACAACUCGCCGCAUGCGUUCGGGUACCAAGUCACGAACGGAGUGCCGAUUGAAAGCUGGUUCAGCGACGAAUCCGACUCGGAAUUGCUCAAGUUGCUCCCGUUUCUCGAAUCGUUGCUCCACGUCGACGACGUGCGGCCUGUUCUCGCCAAGCAGUUUCAGAUUCAGCGACUCAUUGAUGCCGCCGUAUUGGAAUGAUAACCAUUUCAACGUCACGGCAUCCAUCGUGGUGGUAGAGAGUGAGUGGAGGAGGCUGUGUGCCCGAUGACUGCAGCCAAAGCCACAAGCAAUGCGCUAGACUGUUGGUUCUCGUCCUGUUGAACGGCCAUCAACGGAUGCAGUAGUCCUCUUGUCGAC
This is a messenger RNA of Aphanomyces invadans, 1360 nucleotides long. RefSeq lists its product as hypothetical. The coding region runs from base 20 to 1201 and encodes 393 amino acids. The transcript has 5 exons. NCBI's taxonomy places the organism in Eukaryota, Oomycota, Saprolegniomycetes, Saprolegniales, Verrucalvaceae. Gene Ontology annotation, molecular function: phosphoprotein phosphatase activity. The record is from RefSeq and is a predicted model, not a curated record.